AUUUUUUGUGUUUUUUUGCAACAAGUUUGUUUCACAUUUGAAACAAAAAUAGCCUUUGCACAUAUAAACCAUUAUUAAUCAAGCAUUUAUCGGAUACCACAUCUAUAGAGCAGUGUGGUAGGUGUUGUGAGGGGCACAGAAGGAGCGGUGCUAAGAUAUUCCCUCAAGGAAUUACAGUAUGAUUCGGAAGAUAAAGGAUAUACUGGAAAACCAAAGGACUAUUAAAAAGGAAUGGAUAAAUACAUGCAAGGUAAACUGCAUAUGUGUAUUAUGGGAGCAUGGUAUAAUAGAGUGAUGAGUGUAAUUGGACUAAGGAAGACUAAUUGGAAGUUAAAUUUAAACUUUUUCUUAAAGUAGUUUGUUAAAGUAUGUGAUUAUGUUUGAGAAUGGAAGAAUUGUGAUAUUAUGCAGAGUGGGAAGAAAAGGACAGAAGAAACAAAUUAUAUGAACCAAACUGUCAUGAUUUGACAAUUAGAAUUGAUAAAUUCGGAGUUAGAGAUGCCAUGUUGGAAAGUAGGUGGAGAUGAAACCAGAAGAUUAGUAAAUAAGGAAGGUGGUUUGGUUUAGAGACAGGAAGAGGAAGAUGUUUUUGUGGGGUAUUUGAUAUAAGGAAGGGCUGCUGUUAGUUCUUGAUCAGUCAACUAGCAGAUUUUUACUUGCCAAGACCAAUCACAUACAAGGCAUUGUGCCAGGUAUUGAGCAGUGUGGCAACUCAGUGAAAAUAGUGGGUUCUGUGGAGGAUAAAAUAUCAUACAGAAAUUCAUAAAGCAGGCAGACUGAAUGGGAGCCUGUUCUAUAAAUCAAGACAAUGGUGGACUGAGAAUGUUAAGUCCAAUAAUAAAUUUGGAAAUGGGGCUUCGACUAGAGUAAUAGACAUCAGUACUAAAAUAGGCAGGAAAUUAUACAGAAAGGUCCUAUUAGAUACCACAUUGUGAUAGGCCAACUUAAUCUCUUCAAGGCAGAUUUUUUUUCCCUUUAUUGAAGGUCUUCUGUCAUAUCACCAAGUCAGGAAUUCCUCAAUAAUAAUCAUCUUUGAUAACUACCACUGUUGAGUAUUUACUGUGUCCCAGGCACUGUGUCAGGCUCUUUGUAUGCAGUACUUACUUUAAUCUUCAAAACAACCUUGUGAGUCAGGAUUUGCAUGAAGAUGUCGAAGAAGCUGGUGCACUGCAGAAAAAUCAUGCUCUUGUGACAUCUGCAAACUCCACAGAAGCUGCAGAUUCUGCCUUCCUGCCUACGGAGGAUGAGUCAUUAAGCACUAUGAGCUGUGAAAUGCUCACAGAACAAACUCCAAGCCGUGGUCCAGAGAAUGCGCUAGAAGUAAAUGGUGCUGAAGUGACAGGGGAAAAAGAAAACCAUUGUGAUGAUAAAACUUGUGUGCCAUCAACUUCAGCAGAAGACAUGAGUGAAAAUGUGCCUAUAGCAGAAGAUACCACAGAGCAACCAAAGAAAAACAGAAUUACUUACUCGCAAAUUAUUAAAGAAGGCAGGAGAUUUAAUAUCGAUUUAGUAUCAAAGCUGCUGUAUUCUCGAGGAUUACUAAUUGAUCUUCUAAUCAAAUCUAAUGUUAGUCGAUAUGCAGAGUUUAAAAAUAUUACCAGGAUUCUUGCAUUUCGAGAAGGACGAGUGGAACAGGUUCCGUGUUCCAGAGCAGAUGUCUUUAAUAGCAAACAACUUACUAUGGUAGAAAAGCGAAUGCUAAUGAAAUUUCUUACAUUUUGUAUGGAAUAUGAGAAAUAUCCUGAUGAAUAUAAAGGAUAUGAAGAGAUUACAUUUUAUGAAUAUUUAAAGACUCAAAAAUUAACCCCCAACCUCCAAUAUAUUGUCCUGCAUUCAAUUGCAAUGACAUCAGGGACAGCCAGCAGUACCAUAGAUGGUCUCAAAGCUACCAAAAACUUCCUUCACUGUCUUGGGCGGUAUGGCAACACUCCGUUUUUGUUUCCUUUAUAUGGGCAAGGAGAACUCCCCCAGUGUUUCUGCAGGAUGUGUGCUGUGUUUGGUGGAAUUUAUUGUCUUCGCCAUUCAGUACAGUGCCUUGUAGUGGACAAAGAAUCCAGAAAAUGUAAAGCAAUUAUAGAUCAGUUUGGUCAGAGAAUAAUCUCUGAGCAUUUCCUCGUGGAGGACAGUUACUUUUCUGAGAACAUGUGCUCACGUGUGCAAUACAGGCAGAUCUCCAGGGCAGUGCUGAUUACAGAUAGAUCUGUCCUAAAAACAGAUUCAGAUCAACAGAUUUCCAUUUUGACAGUGCCAGCAGAGGAACCAGGGACUUUUGCUGUUCGGGUCAUUGAGUUAUGUUCUUCAACGAUGACAUGCAUGAAAGGCACCUAUUUGGUUCAUUUGACUUGCACAUCUUCUAAAACAGCAAGAGAAGAUUUAGAACCAGUUGUGCAGAAAUUGUUUAUUCCAUAUACUGAAAUGGAGAUAGAAAAUGAACAAGUAGAAAAGCCAAGAAUUCUGUGGGCUCUUUACUUCAAUAUGAGAGAUUCGUCAGAUAUCAGCAGGAGCUGUUAUAAUGAUUUACCAUCCAACGUUUAUGUCUGCUCUGGCCCAGAUUGUGGUUUAGGAAAUGAUAAUGCAGUCAAACAGGCUGAAACACUUUUCCAGGAAAUCUGCCCCAAUGAAGAUUUCUGUCCCCCUCCACCAAAUCCUGAAGACAUUGUCCUUGAUGGAGACAGUUUACAGCCAGAGGCUUCAGAAUCCAGUGCCAUACCAGAGGCUAACUCAGAGACUUUCAAGGAAAGCACAAACCUUGGAAACCUAGAGGAGUCCUCUGAAUAAUGGAUAUACACCAAACUGGAUACCCAACUUUGGAAAUUUCGACUGGUCUCAGAGUCUACUUGAUAGAAGGACUGUUUGAAAAAUGUUAGAAAGCAGCAGCAAUUAUAAGGCAAAAUAGAUAAUAGAAAUCCAAAAGGGGAUUUUCCUUACAGAGGACAUUCCAAGAACACACAACACUUAUAAAGCACAUUGACUUGCUCAUGUUAAAUACCAAACUUGCGUGACUAGCAGAUGAAAAUUAUAAAACAAUUGAUUCUCAGGAAUGUAACUGUGGAUAUGAAAGUGAUCCUAUGCAUUGUUAAUAAUUCCAUGGUCUUAGGACAAUUUUGCUUACUACUUUGGAUCUUUGUUUGAAAGCCACAUUUUCAGAACCAGGUCACGUAUUUUCUUUGGUUAUUUGAAUUAUAUUUUCUUUAUGGACAAGAACAUCAUAACAUAAUGAUAAAAACAUAUAGAAAAACUAAAGUAUCAUGAUCUAGAUAGAAGCCUGUAUUUGGAAUACAGGUUUGUUUUGCUUUCUAUGUUGAGAAGCAUGGAAAAUGCUAAUAUGAAGGUGUUUAGACAUUUUUACGAACAAGUCAGUAAUGUUUUUUAGUAUCAGUGGUGAUAAUUUGUUUGUAAAUUAUUUACAUAUUGGGAGAGGUCAGUAAUGAAGAAAUGAAAGAAUGGAAGGAAAGGUGUGGAUAGGCUCAUUGGUAUUUGGAUGUUCUGUCUGUCAAGUAACUAGAGUAUUAGGCUAAUUGUCUACAGACCUAAUUUAAUCCUGGCUGUCCUACUGAUGACAUUUGGUAAAUUGUUUAACUUCUGAGCCUACGUUUCUCCAUAUAUAAAGUGGAAAUAGUAUUACUAUGCCUACUAUAUGAGAAUGGUUAUGAAGACAAAUGCAAUGCCAUGUUUAGAAUGGGUUUGCCAGAAGAAAAUUGUUUUAGAAUUUUCCCAUUGACUUGAUGAAUCUCAAAAGUCUCACGCAGGAAAUAAUUGCUUGCUGUCAGUCAACUUCCAAACAAAAUAGAUCACAGCGUUUUUAUUGCAUUAAGCUUUUUAAAUGAAAAUUUCUUUUUUAAAGUAGUAUUUUAUAGUCUUACAGACCAGUAAAAGUAGUAACAAGUAGAAUUGUGGUUUUGAAAUAUUACUAAGGAAAACACUCUAUAAAUUGUUUUAUUCCUUUUCUGGUAGGUAAACCUGCAACCACCAAGGACUCCGAAUUGUGUAUGACAGUUGGUAAGCCCUAGUAUAUACUCUACAUAAAAACAUUAGGGUUGCCUGUAAUCCCAGCACUUUGGGAGGCUGAGGUGGGUAGAUCGCUUGAGGUCAGGAGUUCGAGACCAGCCUGGCCAACAUGGCAAAACCCUGUCUCUACUAAAAAUACAAAAUUUUAGCUGGGUGUUAGGGUGGGCACCUGUAAUCCCAGCUACUUUGGAGGCUGAAGUAGCAGACUCACUUGAACCAGGGAGGCGGAGGUUGCAGUGAGCCAAGAUUUUGCCACUGCACUCCAGCCUGGGUGACAGAGCAAGACUCUGUCUAAAAAAAAAAAAAAAAGUUAGGGCUGUACAUAGGCAGCAAACCAAGCUGCUGCGACGUUGCCUAUAUUUAAAUUUUCUCAAAUGGCCAAGCUCUGAUGGUCUACUUUAUUUGAGCAAUAGUUUAGACUUAUAAUUGCCUAUAAAUAAACAAAUGAACUCUGUUUUUUUGUUUUUUUUUUUUUCACAACAUCUGGCUUAUAUUGUCUGUCAGGAAGCCAUGGCUCCAAUGUAAAGUACAUAGUUUUUACAUACUUCAACUGCAGCUGGUCCCUGACCUCACCAGGUUUCAGAGAUGUUCUUAAAGGAAGCCAGCUGUGGCAGGUCACAGAUUCAUGGGAAAUGGAAAGAACCAAGGAAUGUAGCUCUUGCCUCACCUUUCUACCCACUGCAGAUACAGUUCAAGCCAGAAUAAUGGAAGAACUUAACUUUCUAGCCUCUCAGGCUGCUCCUAUCCCUACCUCCCAAUGUACAGCCCCUCCCCAUCUCUUUAGUCCCCUUUCUCUCGCUUUCCCUUUUAUAGUGUCACAUAAAUCAGGGACAGUAGGAUCACAUUAUAACCUACUUUGUCACAGGGAUUCGAUUUUUCUUACAUCAAAUCAUGUUUCCUGAAACCCAGCUGGGGCGUAUGCACUCAAUGUCUAAUACGUACCUAUUAAUGUACCAGGUAUUGGCCUUGCCCCUGGAUAUCAGCAAUAUAUUAUAAAAGGUUCCAGUAGAUGAGACGAUUGAGUCUGAAUACAAUUGCACUAAAUUGUGCCAAUGAAGAUAUUGUACUGUUACGGUCUUAGAGUUAAGGCUGCUUGAAUGCAGCAUGCACAUUCAUGUAAACAGACAAUCAGGGUAGGCCUAGAAUAACCACAAAAAUGUUUAAAAGUUCCUGAACAUGAUUCGUGAUGAUUAAAAUAUCAUAUAACUGAUAAAAGACUUUAAGAACUUUAGAUAUUUCCUGUUGCCUCAAAAUGUAACAGAAAUUAUUCUUAGAGCUUUCUUUUUAGCUAUCCUAAUUACUGCAAAUAAAUAUUUGUUCUUAUAGUUUUAAAUCAAAAAGAAAAAUCUUUUGUUAUAAAACCUUAAGCUUGAAGUCAUAUUAAUAAAAUUAAUAUGUUGUACAUAGUGGAAAAUUUUCAGUAACUAAAAUUUCAAAAAAUGCUAUUAAAGAAUUUUGAUUCAUGUAUUUAAACUACUUAGUUAUGCAUGCUUCUUAUUAACCAAAAGUGAUAAUACCAUUCAGUUUAGUGAUCAGUAUGAGAACCAAUACCUAAUCCUAUGUUGCUAUUGUAUUUUUUCCUAGUUGGUGUGCCUGCUCAGAAAAACAUAUAGUGUAUGUGUAUACAUACCUGUGUAUAUAUAAAAGGUCAAUUUAUAUAUUUUUCUAUAGGAAAAUGGAGUAACAAGUUCCCUAUCUCCCAUAAUAUUUAUUCGUCCAUAGUAAAAUGGCCACAUUGAUGAUAAUUUCUAGAACUAGUUUCUGAGAUUGUCAGCCCUUUGUCUAAAAUAAUGGCAGUAUUAAUGAUUGACUUCUGUCACUGCCAUAGUUACCUGGAUUGGCAGCCUUGGUAGCCUUUGUCUAAAGUCCUAAAGAGUUCCAAAAAAAAUGUGUUGAAAUUUAAUUGCUAAAUAGUGGUUGGUGAUUCUUAUACAGUAGGAAUUGUAAUAAUUUUCUUGCAAAUAAGUUAUUUACUGCUAUUGAUAUUGAAUAAUUUGUCUUUUACUCAGAUGUAUUUCAAAAAGCAUGAAUAUAUGAUUAUUCAUAAAUUGUACACUUUAACAGUAAGUUUUCAGAGGAAAUAAAGACUUUUAAAUCCUUUUCA
Molecule: messenger RNA, 6112 nt
Organism: Symphalangus syndactylus (siamang)
Lineage: Eukaryota; Metazoa; Chordata; Mammalia; Primates; Hylobatidae
Gene: CHM
Product: CHM Rab escort protein
Biological process (GO): intracellular protein transport; small GTPase-mediated signal transduction; protein geranylgeranylation
Cellular component (GO): cytoplasm; cytosol; nucleus
Molecular function (GO): GDP-dissociation inhibitor activity
Source: RefSeq, a predicted model, not a curated record